CCUGCCUUCAAUUUAAUCCGAUCAUUGGUGAAGUUGAGAGGAAUCAAAAAUUUGCAUCGAAAUUGCUGGAAAGGUUCACUGCUCGACCAAAUCUUCGUGUCAUGUUUUUGCCGCCAUUAAAGACACUAUCGAUCCGUCUAUUUAACAUUUUAAAUAAUAUUCGCAGGUUUCGACCAAAUGACUUCGAUAUCCUGGUUCUACCCGAAAUGGCCUUCACUGGAUAUGUUUUCAAAAACAAGAAACACAUCGAACCUUUCUUGGAAGAUGCGGAGGCAGGAACCACGGUCCAAUGGGCCAAAAAUCAAGCCAUGAGAUUACACGCAUUCGUUAUGGUUGGUUAUCCCCAAAUCGUUAAAGGAAAUCCUGAUAAAUUCUAUAACAGUGUGUGCUUCGUUGGUCCGGAUGGUGAACUAAUAGACAC
Molecule: messenger RNA, 421 nt
Organism: Acaulospora morrowiae
Lineage: Eukaryota; Fungi; Glomeromycota; Glomeromycetes; Diversisporales; Acaulosporaceae
Source: the annotation of a GenBank genome assembly